AUGGCGUUGCCCAGGGAGGUCUACACGGUCAUCACGCCGAUUCCAGGCUUCAUCCCCAGGCAGCUCGCCCUCGACAUCCUCCACAGCCACAAGGAGGUCAUUACCCUCAACCCCCUCGUCCUCGAUGUAAAGCAGAUCGAGGCCCCGCGCAAUGCCGAGUCGGACGAGUACUUUUCCAACUGGUACGAAAUCACCGAGCGCAUCCAGGUCGUCCCCGGCAUGGGCAAGCUCGGCGGCGGCAAGAUCAAGUUCAACGGCUGCUUCCACGACAUGCCCUGGGGUGUCCAGAGCCACAUAUAUGCGCCCAUGGGCAUCGACAUGCGCAACAAGUACCGCAUCGGCGGCAACCAGCCGGGUUUCGAGCCCCCGGAGCAGCAGGAGAUGGGCCUCGGCGCGCCAAAGGACGGCCUCUACCUGCGCGAGGACAUCGAGUUCAAGUGCAACAUCACCCUCGUCAGCGUCGUCAAGGCCCAGAUGAAGGCCGCCAGCAAGGACAUGAUUGCCCGUAUGAUCAAAAAGGCCGAGCUCCUGGACGCCGGCGUCCUCAAGGCCAUGAUUGAGAACGGCAAGAUCAAGACGCUGACGGCAGCCGAGUCGGCCAACGUCCAUGGCGGCCUUACGCAGCAGAACACGGGGACUCUGUCGCGCCAGCACACCGGAUCCAUGCAGUCGCACUCGCCGCAGCUUUCCCCUUGCAAUCCGAACCAGCCGCCCAUGUCACCGGGCUUGCAGUACCAGAUCCCGCGGCCCAUGUCGAUGCAGCCGCCGCCGCCGCGCAAUGACAAUUCUCCCCUGCCAGGAUACCCCGCGCACUGGCAGCAGCAGCAACAACAACAGCAGCAGCAAUAUCAGCAGCAGCAGCAGCAUUACUACAACCAGGGCCCCGACCCAACCAAGACCAACCAGUUUGUGUCUGAGCUGCCGGCGCCUCUGGGACGCCCAGAGCCAUCGCCACAGACGUUUGCGUUCGAGAUGGCUGGCGAUUUCUAUUACCAGCAGCCGCAGCAGUCGCCCUCGUUCCAGGCGUCACAACAAAACCGGCCGCAUUCACCGUACGCGCAGUCCUCUCAGGGCCACCCGAGCCCGUCGGCUCAGAGCUCGCGGCCGACCUCUUACACGCAGUCCGAAGGCAACGGCAUGAACUCGCCGCCGGCCGACUCAAAGGGCUUCUCGAAUGAGCUGCCAACGCACCGGGAAGGGCCGGAGGACUACAGAAGCUCUCAGCAGCCCCAGUCUUAUAACCCUUCAAGGUACAGUACCGUGGCACGAUGAAGAAGGGUCGUGUUCGCCGGCCGUGGGCCAGAUGGCCGGAUCGGGAUUCGUGAGAGUGACGUAAUUGUGAGGGAAGUUCUUUUGAUACACUGGCGUUGCGGGCGUUGACUAGCACUGGCGCAAUGUCGCAACGGCUAGUACAGGAACACAGGGAUUGAUACCAGUAACGUUUUUUUUUCCUUUGGCUUUGAAAAUACCACACUGUUUGAUAC
Messenger RNA from Microdochium trichocladiopsis, 1484 nucleotides. RefSeq lists its product as uncharacterized. The record is from RefSeq and is a predicted model, not a curated record. Bases 1 to 1272 code for a protein of 423 amino acids. The transcript is spliced from 2 exons. NCBI's taxonomy places the organism in Eukaryota, Fungi, Ascomycota, Sordariomycetes, Xylariales, Microdochiaceae.